This is a messenger RNA of Aegilops tauschii subsp. strangulata, 3448 nucleotides long. RefSeq lists its product as uncharacterized. Gene Ontology annotation, cellular component: membrane. The record is from RefSeq and is a predicted model, not a curated record. Lineage: Eukaryota; Viridiplantae; Streptophyta; Magnoliopsida; Poales; Poaceae.
UGAUUCGAGUGGCUGUACAUUUCUAAAUCUAAAUUAUAAUGCAAGUUGGGAAUAUUUAAUUCUGUAUUAGGCGAAGAAGGUGGGAAGUUGCCUAGUCUUGUGGCCUAGACAAGAAGAAAGAUACAAAAUUGACCGCCUGAGCGCUAGUCUUGUCUAGUCUCACAAAAUAUAGGGAAAGGAUUCCAAGUUCACAUGUGGGCAGGCCCUCAACAACUCCAGCUAAGCCAGCAUGCAUAGACUCUUGACUUGGUAAUACACAUUGGCUGUCGGAGUGUAGGAUGAUAAAUAUAAUUAGUUCAGCCAGAGGCCUUCCAUUUCAUAAGCAAAUUAAGCAAACGGCUUCCAUGGCCAACGACCUUGAAACUGGAGGCACUGUCAAUGGCAGCGGCAAGCCUCGUACAGUUUCAAAGCUGUAUGAGUUCAAGGAGCAGCUCCUGCUGCUGUCGACUCUGGUCGCAACGGUGACAUACGUCGCCGGGCUGAACCUGCCUGGGGGAUCCUGGGAGCAGGAUGACCCGGGAGGUCACAUGGCUGGCGAUCCGAUCCUCCGGGACACCCACUACCGCCGUUACCUCGCCUUCUACUACUGCAACGCCACCGCGCUCGCCGCGUCGCUCGUGGUCUCCCUCAUCCUCAUCAUCCUGGAGGAGAAGCACAUUGUCUGGACAGUGGUGCUGCGGAUGGUCAUGAUGCUCGACCUACUCAGCCUCAUGGGUGCCUACGGCGCUGGGAGCUGCCGGGAUACAUUCACAACCAUCUUCGCGGUGGUAGUCUUCUCCUUUUUGGUAUUGAUUAUCAUCUUUGGUUUCUUCUACCUCUGGCUCCAUCGUCAUGAUAAGUUCCCCUCCAACUCCAACUCCAAUUCCAAUCGUCCCAUCGCGCCCCCUGGCUUGAACUCCACCUCCAAGUCCAGGUUCUUCCUCAGCGUGAGGCUAAUCCAGAAACAGAGGAGUGUGGUGAAGUCAUUCGUCGACGCCAAGAAGGAAGAGAAGGAGAAGAUUGAUGUGUUGAUGUUACUCGCAACUUUUGCUGUCACCAUCACAUACGUAGCUGGGCUGAGCCCGCCUGGUGGGUUCUGGAGCAGCACCGAGGACGGACACCGUUUGAGCGACCCGGUGUUGCAAGCUCGUGGCCGGUACCGUGCCUUCUUUGUUUGCAACACCACUUCGUUCGCCGUGUCCCUUCUCAUCAUCGUGUUGCUCUUGGAGAAGAAGCUGCUGAAGAAGCAGCUGAGCGAAAAAUUCACGGUGCGAUUCACAGUGCCUUAUGUGUUGAUCGCCGUCGCUCUGUUGGGCCUUAUGGUAGCCUAUGCUGCGGGGAGCUGCAGGGAGGCUGACAAUACCAUCUUUGUCCUUACCCUCACCGCUGCGGUUCCUGUCUGUGUGUGCCUCCAACUGGUGGUUGUUGCUUGCACAAAUUGUUGGGAAGGACUCGCGACCAAGUGUGGUGAUGUCUUAGGAUGGUUCAAGAGACGGGUCAACACUCCUCGAGGCACCUCCACAAGCACGGACAUCGAGCUACACCUUCAAAACACUCGCUAUCUUGUUAUGCUCCUUGCUACUCUUGUGGUGACCAUCACUUACCAAGCAGGACUCGAUCCACCUGGUGGCCUUUGGCUAGACAGCCGGGAUGGGCAUACAAUCGGCCACCCCGUACUCCAAACAACACAUCCUACUCGGUAUCAAGUGUUCUUCUACAGCAACUCAGCAGCUUUUGUCACAUCAUUGGUUGUCAUCAUGAUGCUCCAGAGCAAGUAUCUGCUCACGCGGCACACACUAGAAGCAACCCUAGUACUGGACCUAUUCGGUCUCAUUACUGCCUAUGGCGCCGGGAGCACUAGGGAUGUAAACGCAUCCUUCUACAUCAUUGCCUUGGCGGGCAUUGUCCUUGUCUAUGUUGUUGUCCAUAUCACCAUAAGAGACCAUGACCCUGAGCCAGCAGGUGGUGAUGCUGCAGUAAAGGUUCUCGAUGACAAGCGUAAGGUGUUGCUACUGGUUGCUAUCUUGGCUGCUACCCUGACGUACCAAGCUGGUCUCACUCCUCCAGGUGGCUUCUGGUUAGCGGAUGACCAAGGGCUUGGUCGUCGUGCGGGCUUCCCAGUCCUCCUUGACAAUUACCCUCCUCGUUACCAUGCAUUCUUCUAUUGCAAUGCGGCGAGUUUCAUGGCAUCCGUAACACUCAUCCUUCUUCUCAUCAAUCCAAAGCUAUACAGGCCAGGUAUACGUUGUUAUGCACUCUAUGUGUGCAUGCUGGUGGGCAUGUUUGGCCUCAUGGGUGCCUAUGCUGCUGGAAGCUCCCGGCAUCUCAAAACCUCCAUCAUUUUGUUAACCUUGGUUGCCGCUGUAUCAACAUUCAUAGCCUUGCUAGUAGCCAUUUUCUGGUACAUCUAUAGAUACAGAAAAAAAGCAGCAGCAGCAGUGGAGGCGGCAGUAACAAUGGCAACAACAGCAUCGGCGGCAAUAACAACAGCAGCGGCGGCAGCAACAAGAGCAGCGGAGGCAGCAACAACAGAAACAACAACCACAACAGCAAUAAUAGCAGCAAGAUUGACAGCAGGGGCAACAACAACAUCAACGGUAGCACCAACAACAGAAACAACAACCACAACAGCAAUAAUAGCAGCAAGAUUGAUAGCAGGGGCAACAACAACAUCAACUGUAGCACCAACAACAGAAACAACAACCACAGCAGCAAGAUUGACAGCAGCGGCAACAACAACGACACCACAAGCAGCACAAACAACAGCAACAAGCAGCAACAGCAGCAGCAGUAAAGAGAAAGAGAGACUUGAAUACUUGAUGUUACUAGGGAUCCUUGGCGCAAGUAUGACAUACCAGACUGGCCUAAAGCCACCAGGCGGCCUAUGGCAGGACAACAUGAAUGGGCACUAUGCUGGCAACCCCAUCCUCCACGACACCAACAAGCACCGGUAUAAUGCUUUCUUUUAUGGCAACUCCACUUCAUUCAUGGCGUCGAUCGUGGUGGUCGUCAUGCUGCUCCCAUUGACAUUCCAUGAACACGAUCUGUCACUCUGGCCGAUGCAUUCAGCCAUUUUGCUGGACAUGCUUAGCCUCCUAGUUGCCUACGCAGCAGGCAGUACUAGGGAGUGGGAAACCUCCAGAAACGUCAUGUUACUCGUCAUCCCUGUGUUGCUCUACAUUGCGGUCUAUGUAACAGCUUCGGUCUUCUACAACAGGGAAGGCCCUGUGGAACCGCCAACCCAGACUCCGGCCUCCACUGCUAGAGUGACUGCCACACCACAUCAGGAAGCCAACUGAUUCUUUGUCAGGUCAAACUUAGUACUUCAAUUUUUUGGGAACAGUAUACAGAAACAUGUGGGAGGAACUGAAUAUGUAAACUUGGGACAGAGCUUAUGAGAUAUUGAGCACCAUAUGUAUAUUUGAGAUAUAUUGAGUUAGUUAUUCAUAUGUGUAUUCAUGCUUUGGUA